CAUGUCGUCUCGUACGCCAUACGUGCAUGAGAGUUUUCUAAAAUAAAUUAUUCGAACGACACACCGUUUUCUUUUUAUGCCGGCGGACCGACUGGGAAAUUCAGUUUCAACUGAAUGUUUACUCGACUGUAACUGUGAGCUUAACCACCUGAGCCCGUGUGCUCUUUGCCACCGAUGUAACACAGAGAAGAACCACCAUUCAAUCUUCCAAUAAACAAAGAAAAUGAAAACUCUAACCUUUGCAAACCCAACCAUCUACACAAACUCCAAAUUCUCUCCUUCAAUUUUCCUCUUAUCACUUUCCCAACAGAACACAAAAGUCUUUGGCUUUUCCCUCAAAAAAUCUCUCUACAUUUUCAAAACCACAAAAACCUUCCCUGUCAUCAAAGCAUCAGCCACCACUAAUGAUAAUUCACUCAAUUACGGUGGUUGGGACGAUUUUCGACUCGGUGGUGAUUUGCCUAACUCGGGCGAAUCAAGUCAGGUUCCUUAUUUCUUAGUUUCUAGAGGAAUUGAUGACAGUAAAAAAUAUAUCUUUGUGUUCUUCUUAGGGAUUUUUUGCGCUUUUGCCAUUUCUAGGGUUAGGGUUUCGUCAAUUAUUGUCUUUCCCGCUUCUGUUUUGAUUUUUGCUAUUGGGUUUUCACUUGGGUUUUUCCGUGGAGGGAAUCUCAUUGAGUUGAGUGCAAAUGCAAGUAAGAAGAGAGCUAAAGACGAGAUUUUUAGGGUUUGUAGUGAGAGAUUGAGGAGUUUAGUGGGAUUUUUUGAUGGGUUUGAUGUUAAAGUCAAUGAUUUGAAGAAUUAUAUACAAAGAGUUAUUGAUACUAAAGAGAUUGAAUUGGGUGAUUUGGAAAAUUAUAUUAGUGUUAUUGAAUCAUUACAAGCAUCAGCGUUGAAUUCUAGAAAUGUUGUUGAGAGUACCAUUGUUGGUGUAGGAAAUUCCAGCAGUGUGUUAGCUGAGAACCAAAAAUCAUCUGUUAGAAAAAAGAAGGAAAUUGGGGAAGUUGGGUUUGGGUUAUUGCAGUUUGUUGGGGGUUUAUUUGGAGAGAAAUUAGUUGAUUCAAAGCCUCCUAAAGUGAAAGAUAAAGACAAUGCUAAGCAAGGUUUAACAAAUGAUCAAAGUCAAGGGAACGACAAGGUUUUCGCCAAUGAUCAAACUCAAGUUAACAGCUCGACUCAACAGAUUAGACUUAAUAUUGUUGAUAAUGAUCAAGGAAAUAACCCUUCCAUGUUUUCUCAAGGUUUGACAAAUAAGUCAGCUUUAGACUGGGAUACUGAAAGAAGAAUUAGAAUAAUGUCAGAAAAUGCAAAAAUGAACACAGGAGAAACAGGUGGGAACUGGAAAAGGUUUAUUGACAGCCAAGAAUAUUCUUACCAAAGUAGCAGGUUGCAAUUUGUGGAUAAUCAGCGUGUCUCCUGGACGAUGAACAAAAAUAAUGAAACUGAGAUGUGGAAAUCCCGUGAAAAUUGGCGUGACUCUGUGGAUUUGAAUUUUAGUUUCAAACAUGCGGAAACAGAAGCUUCCUUUGUGCAAGAGCAGAUGUUGAAGCAAUCUAGUGGAGCUUACAAGCCUUCAAAGAACCGGAAUGUGAAUGAAGAUAAAGGAUAUAGAUCUCAAUUCAGAGAAGAGGAGCCGAGUGAUGAUUCUCGUUUGCCUGAUAAUCAAUCUGUAAUGGAGGGUGAAGUUGGCUCCUCUUCUUCUUCAAUGCUUGCAGAUGAUGUGGUGUUUGAUAGAUAUCUUUCAGAGGCUAACAACCUUCUGAAACAAGCCAAGGAAUGUAUAAAGGGAAAACAUGAUGAAGAACAUGCAGAAAUCAUACUGUACAAGUCUGCAAAGUUGCUUGCUAAAGCCCUAGCCAUGAAGCCCAUGAGUUUGUUGGCCGUCGGCCUAUUGGGCAACACAUAUCUCCUUCAUGGAGAACUAAAAUUAAAGAUAAGUCGUGAAUUGAGAACCCUUCUUUCAAGAAAGUACCCCAUAUCAGUUGAUAGUAGGGGUAAUACACUCAAAGGCCUUGACGAGCAAGUACCAAAUAAAGAUAAAAUUGCAUCUGCUCUUAUUCAUGUAUGUGAAGAAUGUGAAGAACUGCUUGUGGAGGCAGGCAGAAAAUAUAGGCUGGCAUUAUCCAUUGAUGGGAAUGAUGUUAGAGCAUUGUAUAAUUGGGGCCUUGCUCUCUCUUUUCGAGCACAAUUGAUUUCAGAUAUUGGACCAGAAGCUGCUUUUGAUGCUGACAAAGUGUUCUUAGCUGCAAUUGAUAAAUUUGAUGCCAUGAUGUCCAAAGGCAAUGUUUAUGCACCAGAUGCUCUAUAUAGAUGGGGUGUAGUGCUGCAGCAAAGAUCUCGUUUACGGCCUCGGAACAGUAAAGAGAAGGUGAAGUUGCUAAUGCAAGCAAAACGACUAUAUGAAGAUGCACUCAAUAUGGAGUUUGACAAUCUCCAAGUAAGAGAAGCUAUAUCAUCAUGUGUAGCGGAACUAAAUCACAGGCACUUCUAAUGCUGUGAGGAAAGAGUACCACUUCAAUACUCCCUCAUUUGUAUUUUCUAGUUCUUGUUCACUAGGAUAAGCGAAUAAAAGAGAAGGAAAUGAGGCUUGUUGUGUACAUGUUUGAUCAUAGAAGCCAUCUUAUUAUUUACAUAUAUUCAAUGUAUUACUAAACAGCUAUUAAAAACUGAAAACCAAUCAGUAUCUGAAUGUCCAGAAAUUGUGCAAGUUGGAAGAACAGCAUCUCCUCUAGAGAUUUCAUUUUUGUCA
This is a messenger RNA of Ricinus communis (castor bean), 2746 nucleotides long. RefSeq lists its product as uncharacterized. Bases 224 to 2488 code for a protein of 754 amino acids. The transcript has 3 exons. NCBI's taxonomy places the organism in Eukaryota, Viridiplantae, Streptophyta, Magnoliopsida, Malpighiales, Euphorbiaceae. The record is from RefSeq and is a predicted model, not a curated record. Gene Ontology annotation, molecular function: protein binding.